GUGAGUGAGUGAGAGAGAGAGGGAGAGAGAGAGAGGGAGAGAGUGUGAGUGAGUGAGUGAGAGAGGGAGAGGGAGAGAGAGAGAGUGUGAGUGAGUGAGUGAGUGAGUGAGUGUGAGUGAGUGAGUGAGUGAGUGUGAGUGAGUGAGUGAGUGAGUGUGAGUGAGUGAGUGAGUGAGUGAGAGAGUGGGAGAGAGAGGGAGAGAGAGAGAGAGAUGGUGCAUAAACACACACACUCCUGAUCCACUCAGCAGGUUCGUCCUGGUCAUGCAGACAUCAAGGACAUUCUGCCAUGGAAGGCAUUGAGUCGGCCAUUUUAGCGAUGAAGAACAGGAAGUCAGUGGAGGUGAGUGAAGCCUCCUCCCCUUGCAGAAGCCACGCCUCCCCCAGGGUGGAUCCAGAGGAGGAGAGUUUUGAGAAGGUGCUGUCAGAGCUGAGUGCUGCUGCAAAUUUGGAUAUGGAGGCAGAGCUGGGUGUGGAGGUGGGGUUUGAGCAGAGGCCAGGCUGGGGGCGGAGCUGUGAUGAACGAGAUGCAGCAGAUGAGGCGGAACCUGAGAACAGCAGGGGCAGCACGACUGAGUUCCAAAAUCCUUCUCCAUCUACAGAUGCGUCUCACACUCCGUUAUCAGAGCAGCUCCUGUUGGGUCGUGAUGAAGUGAAGGUUGUUAAUGUGGAGUGUCGGAUCUGUGGAGAUCAAGCGUCAGGAUUUCAUUAUGGAGUGCACGCCUGUGAAGGGUGUAAGGGUUUUUUCCGCCGCACGGUGAGGAUGAAGCUCGAAUAUGAGAAAUGUGAACGCAGCUGCAAGAUCCUCAAGAAGAAUCGCAACAAGUGUCAGUACUGCCGUUUCCAGAAGUGUGUGAUGCUCGGUAUGAGUCACGACGCGAUUCGGUACGGCCGUAUGCCUGAGGUGGAGAAGAGGAAGUUGGUGGAGGGGAUGUUAUCAGAAUGUCGGACAGCGAGCAGCUCCAACCUGAAGUCUCUGGCUAAAAAAGUGAACAAUGCGUAUCUGAAACACCUGAACAUGACCAAGAGGAAAGCACACAGCAUCCUGACAGGAAGAACCACCUCCAACCCUUUUGUGAUCUAUGACCUGGGUUCUCUGUGGCGUGCGGAGAGCGGGCUUGUGUGGGACAGCGGGGUUCUGCGUGGACGAGUGCAGAAGGAGAUCGGAGUACACGUCUUCUAUCGCUGUCAGUGCAGCACCGUGGAGACUGUACGCCAAAUCACCGAGUUCUCCAAGUGCAUCCCAGGAUUCAUCGACCUGUACCUCAAUGACCAGGUGACGCUGCUGAAAUACGGUGUUCACGAAGCCAUCUUCGCCAUGCUGCCGUCUCUGAUGAAUAAGGAUGGGUUGUUAGUAGCAAAUGGGCGGGGCUUUGUUACACGUGAAUUCCUGCGCAGUCUCAGGAAGCCGUUCAGCGAAAUCAUGGAGCCGAAGUUUGAGUUUGCUCUGAAGUUCAACGCGCUGGAGCUGGACGACAGUGACCUCGCGCUGUUCGUUGCUGCCAUCAUCCUGUGUGGAGAUCGUCCCGGGCUGAUGAACGUGAGGCAGGUGGAGGAGAUUCAGGAUAAGAUCCUGCAGGCGUUAGAUCAGCACCUGCAGCACACACACCCUGACGCUGCGUACAUUUUCCCCAAACUGCUGCAGAAACUCGCAGACCUGCGACAGCUCGUCACCGAGAACGCUCAACUCGUCCAGAUGAUCAAAAAAACAGAGUCCGAGACCUCAUUGCACCCUCUACUGCAAGAAAUCUACAAAGACAUGUACUGAAAGCACACACACACCUGUACUGAACCACAGUGUGAUAAAAGAAUCACAGACGAAUCGGUUCUUUCAGAAUGACUCAUUUAAAAGAAUGAAGAAAUUCAUUUGGAUUUGGAAGCAGGAUUAAAUCUAUAGAGUUUGUAUUUAUUUUUAUUUGUUUUUUGUGCAUUUAUUAAAGUUAGAAACUAUUUAACAAUAUGUACCGUAUUCAAAGGAUUUACAAAGGUUUAAGUGAUGAAUCAGAUGAAUCAAACCACUAUGAUGUCACAACCUCCAUGAACGUUCAUCAGGCAGAAAACUAAAUUAAAUGAAAGCAUUGAAUUAGUUUGUUCUGGUUUAGUUUUUGUGCUGUUACAGUGUCGGUGUUAAUGAGUAAAACAUCACAGUGAAUUAAAUGCGAACACAAAUGAGUGAAAUGUAUUCAGAUUGUUUGUUUUGGUUCUUUGAGGUGUGUGAUGUCACACUCGGUCUCUGACUGAAUUAUAACUUAUCACAAACUAAACCAGCACAAAUCACUCACAUGAUUCAGUUUUAUUUCAUUUAUGUUUUACAUUUAAUGCCAGAAUCAUAGAGAAAUGAAUCGAUUGAAUGUUGAUUAAAUUAAAUUUAAAUUUAAUUAAAUAUAAUUAAAUUAAGUGGGUUAUUUAAAAGGAAUCUAAUCAGUAAAGUGAGUCGUAAAAUUAAUCUCACACAAACACACACACACACACACAUAUACAUACAUACACAUAUAUAUAUAUAUAUAUAUAUAUAUCCAUGCAUACAUCUACAUACACUUACGGCUAAAUGCUGACGUUAAAACCAGAAAUGUAUUUAAUCUUUUUAUUCUGAAUAUUUUUAUGUAAAAUAUUUUUAGGGACAGUGCUCCACUCUUUAAUGCUAACUAUGCACAUUUGAAAGUGAUAGCUCAGUUAGCUUAGUAUAUUUCAUAAUAUUAGCAUAGAUAAGCAUGAGUCGUCUGCUCUGCUGUGUGGAUUAGCAAUUAUCGCUGUAUUAAACACACCGCUGCUCUUCCCUAAGAAGCUAAUCUGAGUGUUCUUCUCAGAAACCCAUCCAGUAAUAAUUCCCAUAAUUCAGUUCACCAGAUGAACGUGUGAACAGAACUGUUUUCUGCAGGACUUCAUCUUAAUGGAUGUAUUUCACAACCUGCUAACCUCAAUGUUUAUACUGUUGUUUUAUUCAUAUUAACUGUGUGUGUGCGCGUGCGUGUGUGCGCAUGCGUGUGUGCGCAUGCGUGUGUGUGCAUGUGUGAUAAAGCUGUGACACUUAAGUUACAUUUGACCAAUUACAAAAUGUAGCUAACUAGCUUAGUUUGUAUUAAUGCCUCCCUGGCAGUGGCUAUAGUUCAUUAGCAUGGUAGCUAACAGUUACAGUGUGGAAUUUAGUGUUUGCUGAAGAGGCGGGGCUUCAGUGUUCAUUUGAAGACAGACUUAAGCCCCGCCUCCAACAACCGAAUCAGGAAGUGCAUCACAGGGUCCUAUAGUAAGAUUAAUGAUCUAAUUACGGAGAGUUAAUUGUUUUAUUGGUUUCGGUUACAAUGUGGUGGAAGAGCUUCCUAGUCGUGGCUGCAUCCCAAAUCGCAUUAAAUCUGUUCUGUGGGAAAAUCCGCUUUUUGCUGUAGACUGAAGACAUUUGGGUUUGAGAUCAAAAGAUGAAUAAGAGAAGAGAUUUUAGAAUUUUAGCUUACAGCUCUCUGAUCUUCAUGUUGGUUUAUCCUUUUUAACAGUAAAUUCAGUCUUCACAGGUGAAACCGAAGGCUAAAACCAAGAGUAGAUAUUCAGAGCUAUUUACUGUUUGAACAGUCAAACUAAGCAGACACACCUGGGAACAAGAAAGCACAAACAAAUGAAUUGGCCUUGCUGUUCCAAUAGUUUUGAAGGGGACCGUAACCAUAUGGAUUUACUGGCGUGUUAAUUAGCUAGCAUGCUUACUUGCUAUCUCCGCUCCUUUAGUAUCAUGUACAGGAAGUGAUGUUAACUAAGGAUCCUGUUCAGAGUCAGAGACUUCAGUCCAAAGUCAGUGUUUACACGAGGAAAGUUCCUGAUAUUCAGACUCGGUUCUGCAGCAAGUGGAUUUUCUGAGCUCCACAUUCAGAUUAUUAACAUCUCCUGCAUGUAGUUCACACCUGUGAGGUUGUCCGAUUUUGCUCGAGUAGAAGCAUCUGAGACUGAGUUUUACGCCAGCGUCUAAACCACUGCCAUUAAACCCAAACACUCACCUUUACACCUGAAACAACCCAGGGACAGAAAAUACGGACUAAAGAAGGAAAUGGGGUGGAUGAGAGGAUGAUGAGAGGAUGAUGUGUGAGUGACAGGAUUAUGUGUGAGUGAGAGGAUGAUGAGAGGAUGAUGUGUGAGUGAGAGGAUGAUGAGAGGAUGAUGAGAGGAUGAUGUGUGAGUGAGAGGAUAAAGAUAGGAUGAUGAGAGGAUGAUGAGAGGAUGAUGUGUGAGUGAGAGGAUGAUGAGUGGAUGAUGUGUGAGUGAGAGGAUGAUGAGUGGAUGAUGUGUGAGUGAGAGGAUGAUGAGAGGAUGAUGUGUGAGUGAGAGGAUAAAGAUAGGAUGAUGAGAGGAUGAUGAGAGGAUGAUGUGUGAGUGAGAGGAUGAUGUGUGAGUGAGAGGAUGAUGUGUGAGUGAGAGGAUGAAGAUAGGAUGAUGAGAGGAUGAUGUGUGAGUGAGAGGAUGAUGUGUGAGUGAGAGGAUGAAGAUAGGAUGAUGAGAGGAUGAUGUGUGAGUGAGAGGAUGAUGUGUGAGUGAGAGGAUGAAGAUAGGAUGAUGAGAGGAUGAUGUGUGAGUGAGAGGAUGUGUGAGUGAGAGGAUGAUGAAAUAAAGAGAUGUGUAUUACUGUAUGAAUAGAGCUCGCUGUAAUGAUCACAUUAAUCACUGGUUUAACGGAACAGAACGCUUCCACACAUUAUAAAGCAGCACACACUGGUAUCUUACUUUUUAUUAUUAUUUUAUUUUUUAAAGUCAUGAGAAGUCACUGAACGGCGAUCAUGACAUCAUAACGUGGGUGUGAUUUUUUUGUGUGUGUGUGUGUGUGUGGGGGGGGGGGGUUAGGAGAUUUUAUCACUUGAUUGGCUUUAUUUGGAUUAAUUCAGUGUUUGUGUUAAUUCGGUGCGCGCUCCUGUAAAGAAAACGUGGUGUGAAGGAUAAUCUGACCUAACACUAUGCUUACGGAAUUGUGCAUAAUUAAGAUACGCCUCUGUUUUACACAAUCUCCGCCCCCACAUGUGUAACUCUUAUGUAACUUUUGAAGUGUUUAAGUUUGUAGUUAGUUCUGAGGUCUGAGCACUGAUGUAUGUGACUUCAGUAUUAAAUCCUCGCUGAGAUAUUACCUCUAUUCUGAAUAUGACACUUGAUCCCGUGCUGUAAAUAUUACACCAGAAUGAAAGGGAUCAUGGACGAGGGCGUGUUAAAGACAGGAUUGGAACACAGAGUUUGUGAACUUCUUUAUCUUUUGAGCUUUCUCUUCCUGUUUCUGACCUCAGCUGUGUUUCUGAUUAUCAGUGGUGUGUGUGUGUAUGAGAUGUUAAACACACUUUUUGCAAAUGUAUUGUUUCUUAUGUGUGUAAAACACUGACAAUUUACAAUAAAUAAUAAUAAAUACAAUAAAUAAACAAUAUCUUCA
Ictalurus furcatus (blue catfish) is the source of this 5390-nucleotide messenger RNA. It is a transcript of the gene pparda, whose product is annotated as peroxisome proliferator-activated receptor delta a. The transcript has 8 exons. Gene Ontology annotation, cellular component: nucleus. The record is from RefSeq and is a predicted model, not a curated record. Gene Ontology annotation, biological process: negative regulation of inflammatory response; positive regulation of transcription by RNA polymerase II; cell differentiation. Gene Ontology annotation, molecular function: nuclear receptor activity; zinc ion binding; RNA polymerase II cis-regulatory region sequence-specific DNA binding. NCBI's taxonomy places the organism in Eukaryota, Metazoa, Chordata, Actinopteri, Siluriformes, Ictaluridae. The coding region runs from base 291 to 1769 and encodes 492 amino acids.